Molecule: messenger RNA, 3492 nt
Organism: Ilex paraguariensis (yerba mate)
Lineage: Eukaryota; Viridiplantae; Streptophyta; Magnoliopsida; Aquifoliales; Aquifoliaceae
Source: the annotation of a GenBank genome assembly
GGGGGGGAGGAGGAGGUCCACUGACUAUAGAUGCCAGUGGCUAGAAUGGACUUUUUCCAACCUCCUUUUCCAUUACUUCUAUGUCCAUGUGCACAGCCACGAUAGCCCUCUCGAAUUGACAUUCUCUGCCACCAUUAUUGUAAGCUUUUAUUGCCAUGUUUUGUCUAAAUCAUCACAUUCAGCAAGCUGUAACCAUUGGGGUCAGUUGCUUCUGCCUCCAACAUUAUUGACCACCAGUCACCACCUCUGUUGAGUUCACCACCAUUGUGUAUCAUUCAUAGCCAAUCAACCUCUGUUCCAAACCACCAUCGACAUCCACCACUAUCACGAACCGUUCCAUUCCUCUUCUGUCAUACUGCAUAUUUUCUACAUUUGUGUUUUUUAUUGACAAAAGUUUCUACUUUGAGAAUGAACUAUGAGGCAACACUUUUAUUCAUUUAAUCUGAUUCCUCGAAGACAACCCUAAUAUUGUCCAUUGGAAUAUGAAAAGAAAGAGUAACUGACCAAUUAAAUGAUAUGCCCGGAAUGAUGAAAAUUAUGCAAUUGUCAACUGAUUUUUGCCAUUGCCACCAACCAUUGUUGGCAAUUUGUUGCCCUGCUGCCACCACACCUGCAUCUAUAGGUAAAUUCAUUAUGCGUAUAAAACUUACAACGGCCUUCAAAGCCUAAUUACAUUGAAGGGAGGUUGCAUCAACAUCGAAAGAUUAUAUGCGUCCAAGAUUGUUAUGUGUAAUUGAGGGGCCAUUCCACCCGUUACCAAUUGCUUUUGGUUGGAUGCACUAACAUGGUAUUAGAGUUGUGUUUUAGGUAGUUGGUGAAUUAAGUCAUUCACCCAUUUGAAUUCUCCAAUUUUUUGUGAGUCUGUUUUGCUUUAGUCCUAGUUUGUUUGUUUGUCUGUUUCAGUUUCGCGCUUAGCACAUGUAUGAGUCCAUGUCACACGUGAUGGAGGGUGUGAGGAGAUUUUACAUUGAUUAGGUAUACCCUGGGUGGGUUUAUACACUUUUGGGCCACUUUACCCAUAAACAAUUUCUGAGCCUAGAUGCUCUAACAGUAUCUUCUCAAGCAGUCUUUGCUACGCAUGUUUGAUUGUGGCUAUCAGUUGGAGUCUUCCUUUUUGCUCCGUGUGUGUGUGUGCGUUUCUUUCCUUUCUUUUUGUAUGUGGAUGCCUAUUUUCUUGUAGUAUACCUCUCAGUGGAAUCUUUCUGUGUGAUUCAUUUCAAAUAAAAAUAGGUACAUUUCUUGCACGAGUUUUGUAGUCUAAGCAAGAGUUUGCAGAUGGGCCAGCAACUCCGGUUAUUUAGGGAUCUUGUGAGCGAGGGCAUCUUUGACAUCAUUGCUGAUGUUUUGCAGAGUCAAGAUAAAAAGCUUGUGUUAACUGGGACAGACAUCCUUAUUCUUUUGCUGAACCAGGACCCGAACCUUCUGCGAUCUUAUGUCACUCGGCAGGAAGGUGUCCCUCUUCUUGGACUCUUGGUAAAAGGUAUGAUAACAGAUUUUGGGGAUGAUAUGCAUUGCCAAUUUCUUGAAAUUCUUCGAAGUCUUUUGGAUUCGUAUGCAUCAGGAUCCCAGAGGGAUACUAUUCUUGACAUUUUCUAUGAGAAGCACUUGGGUCAAUUAAUUGAUGUUAUAACAUCAUCAUGCCCUCCAAAUGGCGCUGUUCGAUUGAUCAGUAAGUCUUCAGGUCCUGAUAGAGGCACUGGGAAUCAAACAAGUACGAAGCCUGAAAUACUUCUAAACAUAUGUGAUCUCCUGUGCUUUUGUGUUUUGCACCAUCCAUACAGGAUAAAGUGCAACUUUCUUCUUAAUAAUGUGAUAGAUAAAGUUCUUUUUCUGACUCAAAGAAGGGAAAAGUACCUCGUAGUUGCUGCUGUUCGAUUUGUCCGAACUCUGAUUGCCCGCAAUGAUGAACACCUGAUGAAUCAUAUUGUGAAGAACAACCUUUUGAAACCAAUUGUAGAUUCUUUUGUCGCCAAUGGCAGUCGUUAUAAUCUGUUGAACUCUGCUGUCCUGGAGCUUCUUGAAUAUAUUAGGAAGGAGAACUUGAAGAUAUUACUCAAAUAUCUGGUUGAUUCAUUCUGGGAUCAAUUGGUCAAAUUUGAGAAUUUGUCUGCCAUUCAUUCUCUAAAGGUUAAAUAUGAGCAGUCCCUAGACAGCUCGGGAAUGAAAAGUGCCACUAAUUUGUUGGACCCUAGAAAACGAGUAGAUGAACGUGCUCUUGAGAAAGAAGAAGAAGACUACUUCAAUGAGGACAGUGACGAAGAAAAUUCAGCAUCAGCAUCUAUGUCUAAUGCCAGCAGAGUACAGGCGCAGCCUGCUUUGCCCAAUGGAUCUGCUGCAAGCCAACCUUCUUUAAGAUCGGGGGGACUUGUUGACUAUGAUGAUGACGAGGAUGAUGAAGACUACAAGCCACCGCCCAAGAAACAGUCAGAUAGUUCUGAUGAAGACGAGGAAACGGUAGAGUCCUUUAGGUUGAAACGGAAAUUGGCUUCAAAGGAGGAGCCUGAGCUGAUAAAGAAGCAACGGUUAGGUAAAAACUCAAAGUCAAAAGAUGGUGUAUUUGCUGCCUUAUGCUCAACUUUAAGUCAUGCAGUUUUACCCGGUAAGAAAACCGCAGUUUCUGUGCAUAUUGUUCCUCGCUGUUCGGACGUGAACGACAACUCUGACGAAGAAAAUCACAAAGAGAAGGGAUCAAUUAGCUGUGUAGAGGACGAAAUUCAUAUAGACAAGGAAUCAGAUGCUCCUAGAAACUGUUCUGAUAGUGUGCACAAUGCUAUAGAAAAUAGACAGAGGGGCGGUGAUGACUCUCCAUUGAUACCGCCAAAGUCCUCCGCGGAAAUGACUGUAAAUGGAUCGUAAGUUAUUUUUUAACAUCAUAUUCAGCCUGGUGACUACUACUGUCAUUGAUUAUAUCUGCUCGCAUGUCUGCUUCGUGUCCAUCCACUCUAUAUGUUGAGCUUUCUCCGGUAAAAGAGGCAUCAACCAACAAUACCGGCCUGACCCUUAACAGCGUUCUAUCAACGCUUGGAGAGGAUACUGUGCAGUGCAACUGAAAAGGUGGGGCGUGAAGAUUUUUUAGUCUUUAUGAUGCCACCAUCAGCUGAGUAAUUGCUACCUCUAUAAAACAGUUACUAGCAAUAGUUUUUCUUUUUCCUAAAUUUUUGUUUGUUUCAUUUUUUUCCCCGUCCUGCCCCACUGUUUUAGCUUUGUAGAAUUAUAAUGUGAUAUAUAGAUGGGGCACCAAUGUUGCCCUACAUGGUUUGGUUCAAUUGUGCUAUUUUUGUGGUGGUUGUGGGUGUACUGAGAGAAAAAGGUUAGUGAACUGGCCUGAGGCCGAGGUUCUUUUCUGAUUCCAAGUCUGUAAUCUAGUCAAAAGUGAAUGUACAUUGUAUUUUUGAAGGGAAGUUAGUGGGAACUUUAUAACAAAACUCUAUUUAUGAUUGUCCCAACCACCAAAAACUAUACCACCCACCAUAUGCCAUUCGAUUGUCUUGC